GGGAUCUUUGGCCUCUGCCCCCACCUCCCAGUGCUGGGAUUAAAGGUGCAUUGGUGCCCUCCUCUUUGUCCUUCAGUCUUCUCCUCCUGUUCACUAGUGUUUCCCAGGCACCCUGUCUGUGUCUGCACACAGAGCACCCACGCAGCUGUGCUGAGUGAGACCCAAGAGCCCGGGAGCAGGGUAGGAUUUGAGGUCAGCGGUAACACACAGAGAAGAGCAUCAAUACACACGGCCGAUCCCAGAAGCUCCUCCCAAGGCUCCAAGACAGAGUACACCUCUCCCUGCUUCCUGCAGCUCCCUUGGGCCUCCUUACCAGGAGGUGGGAAACUUGUGCCACAAGCCAAGUGAUUUCUUCCCCGGGGAAGUUCCCCAGCUGUCCCUCACAGCAGGGAGAGCCAACCAGCGCAGUGGCCGUCCUGGGGGCCUCUGCUCCGCGCAGCUCCUCUGCUCCCGGGAGAUCUUUCUCCACGUCCCGUCCUAGAGCACUCGUUCCACACUCUGGGCUUUCUCAGCUUCACUUUCACUGUAACCGCGGUACCGAGGUGUCUGUACAGGGCACAGUUCUGGGCCGCUUUCCCUUCCGAGGAAGCUGAGGUAGUUUGAUGUGCAAGCCCCACCCUUCAACACCAGCCAUGGCGUCAGGAGGACGCUCAUGCUCCAGGGAACCCAGAGAGCAGGGAGGCAGUCCGAAGCUGGCGGCACAGACCCAGGCUGCACCCAAACCACACUGCGAAACGAAGCCAGGAAGCCAGGAGUCUGGGGCCUCCAGGCCCCUGGCACCUUCCCUUCCUCCCGGGACUCCUGCCCAGCCCGCACAGUGUAGGUCACGGGUGCAAGGGGCUUUCUUGGCGCCCGAUAAUGACAUAACUGAUGUGCGCGGCUGAGAAAGCCCAGGAGCUGCCCUCCGCAGGAGCCAAGCCGCUGCAGCUUUUCUUCCAACCUUGCUGUACACUACCCUAUGGCUCCCAGCCCAGGGUCUAUCUGGCUCCAGGUUCGCCCACACAAGCCCCGCCCCUCCCCAGCCCCGCCCAACAGGCAAAUCCGCCACUUUAGGGUUAAUGACUAGGCCAACAGUCAGUCUACAUUCUUCUCUGCCGGGCUGACACUGGGGUGACCUGGCAGUGGUGGUUACCAGGGACUGUCCAGCCAGGAGGAUGAACAGAAGGGACUCCUGUAGCCAGGAGAAGGUGCUGAGCUUCUGAGCCUCGGGCAGCAGGAUCUGGGAGGGGCAAAGCCCUGCACCCCGGAGGGGAGGGACUAUGGAGUCCCACUGCCAGGGUCAUACCACCUGCGAUACCAGGGGCAGAAGAACCACCGUUUUCCACCACAAGCAGAGAGGUAGGGUUGCUGACCCACCAUCACUUCCUGCAAGGAAGGAUGAGCCUGCUUUCACAUACGAAGACAUCUAUUACAAGCCUUACUUGGCCAGGAAGAAGGCCAUAUGCGACUUCCGGGUGAGGUGGCCGGAACUGAUUCUUCUGGGCCAGGAGAAAAAGCAGGGACUUCCCCUACUUGGCCAAAGGUCCUCUGAGAAGCAGGUCUGUCAGGUCAGUGCCUCCUCAUCAGGGGUCAGCAUCAGCAACUCAGACAUAGAGAGCCUUCCCAGUGAGCUCCUGGACUCCAAAGGAGCGCUUGCUGAGGGCCCUCAACACUAUCCCGCAGAACCUCCAUAUAUGACCAUUCUCAACAACUAUUUGAAGCCAGAGUUAAUGACCCGGCUGGAGAGGAGGAUGAGGAAGAAGACCGUGGUAACUAUGCGAGAGCUAGACCAGGAGAUGGAAGAAGUGAAGAGCCGGCGGUCGGUGCUGAUAACAGACAUCAAGGAAAUGCAGACGGAAGUAUCAUUGGAAGAAACAGAAAGCAAACCCUUCCUGGAGUACCUGGAGCAGAGGAAGGGGGAGAGCCAGAGGAAAUAUGACUCCCUGUGGAGAGAUUACAGCCGUCAGUGUCAGGAGAUCGAGGAAUGGAGGCGAGAGCUGAUCUCCGACUUAACCUCCCGUUCGGAUGACCUCCAAAAGCAGCUGAUGGGGACCAGUAAGCUGGAGGUCUGCUUCAGGAAGAAGUUGAAGACCCUGAGGCCCAUAGCACAAAUAAAGGAGAGCCAGGACCGAAAGAUUGAGGCCUUAGAGCAGGAGAAAGCCAGCAUAGUGUCUGACAUCCGCUUCAUGGACCGAGAGGCACACUUCCAGUUCCUGAAGGAAAGGGCCGACCUGGAGAAGCAAGUGGAGGAACUGAACCUGCUGGAGUCAGGGAAGGACAUCACCAGGGAGCUGAAGAAGAAGACCAAGGCCUUGGAGGCUAGGGUCCAACAAGCUCACAAGGACUUCUGCAAGGGUGUCAUUGCUGAGAACAGGCAGCUGCGAUCAGAGCUCCGGCAGCUGGAUCAGGAAUUCUGCAAGCUGGAAGCCAGAAGGGAGAAGCUGGAGCGGUGGAAACAGAAAUGGAAAGAGCAGCAGUGGUACCUGGAGGCUCUGGCCCGGGGGAGGCAGCGCCUGCGGCAGCGGGAACACCACCCCCCCGAAACCACAGGCCACUCCACACCCAACCCAGGGCCGUCUACGGGGUGCCAGGCCGAGAGCCACUCCUAAGUAAUGGCUGCCGUGUCCCAGGAAGGACUGGAGCUCAGGUUGGGAGUAGCACACAAGACUUGAUGAUGUCAUCAGGAUACUGCAGGAAGGGCAGGCACACCAAGGGGAUGGAGGGCUGAGUGACCUCCUCAGAGAGGCAGAGGGGUCCUGGCCUGGCCUGUCUCUCAGGCUUGGGCCCCUCAGAGCAGCCUGAAGGGCUCUCCUAACCAAAAGCUUCCCAGCAUAUGGGAAACUUGGUUCUUUAGACUCCCUACUCUCCAUGACAACAAGUUCCCCGGUGUAGUGUAGACUUUCUGACAACAGGGUGCAUCUGUAAUCAGCACCUUCCACACAGUCACGCCAUCACACAGUAGUGGGACUGGUGUCACAGGUGGGUGCAGGGUGUUCUCUGGGUUCUUUGUACUUGUGUGUGGCUGAGGCUGGAUUGGUCUGCAGAGCUGUGGGUUGUGAUGUGGCGUGUGGCCCCAGGUUUGGGUCCUGUGGUCCUGUGUGUCUGAGUCCUGGGUGUUGCUGCAGACAAAAAGCCUCAGCAUCACACUGUAGAUUUUUAACUUCCACUUAGCUAUAAAAUGAACUCAUUUAAAACUGUGCUGAAAAAUGAACACACAUUGGCUUACAGCUUUAGCUUGCAUGUGAAAUGUUUUGUUCUUAAUCAAUAUUAUUGAAAAAUAAG
This is a messenger RNA of Onychomys torridus (southern grasshopper mouse), 3261 nucleotides long. RefSeq names its product M protein, serotype 2.1-like. The record is from RefSeq and is a predicted model, not a curated record. The transcript has a single exon. Lineage: Eukaryota; Metazoa; Chordata; Mammalia; Rodentia; Cricetidae. The coding region runs from base 1260 to 2588 and encodes 442 amino acids.